ACCCAGCCUGGGUAAACUCCAUACCGUCUAUGGUGGUAAACUCCUUCAAUGAGCCUCCACCGGGGCUCAUGCGCAGUACUUGACGUUUCAAAGUUGCUUCUCCGGGUGUUUGAACAGGAAGGCGGACAUGUUGGUCAGGCGGUGGGAGAAAAUCGGGCAUCGUUUAGUUUUUCGAAAAAUAACAUAGCUAACGUUAGAUCAAAACCAGAUUUAUCUAUGUAGAACCAGAAAGUUUUCCUUCUGUAUCGGUCAAUAUCGAUGGCCGAUGACAAUGUGAGGCUUACAGCGAACGGACGGCAAUGAAAUGUUGUAACAAGACGGUGUUUUAAACUGAUCGAAAUUUGGAAGGAUCAUUGUUUUUCCGCCACUUCUACUUUGCAGCUGUCAGACUCGUUUAUUGUUUUUUUUUUGCAAGGGCCUUACACUGAUAUAUGGACACAAGCCUGGGAGUAAUGUGGCUACUUUUCAGCCUAUCGGAUUUUUAAAACUGUAUUUAAGUUUUACUCUUUGGAUGUAUUGAUAUAUUUUUAAAUUCUGCACAACUCAUCUGCGGCAUCCUGUGGACGCCGACUAAUCUGUUGAUGCAUUUAGCCAAGUUAACUUGCUAACGCUAGCUAAAUUAACUUCUUUUGAAUUGCUGAAGUUGUCUGCAAAACCUGUCUGAACUGGGGAAAUAUUUUAUCUGAAAAUGUGGCUUUUGAACAUCAAACGCCACUUUAAACGUUUCAUGGUCAGUGAAAAAGAGAGAAGAGACACGUUUCUUUGAUUGAAUCUGCGGGUUCUUUCUAAACACUUGAGUACACGCAAAGGAAAUAACAUUAGGCUAAAUAGCUACGUUAGCACUUGAGCUAGAUUGCUAACUCGUUUUAUUUAGCUAUAGCACCGGCGUGGAACUCUACUUGUCUGCAAAAAUGUCGGCUGGAGAAAGUUUGGAAGCUCGUUUUGAGAAAAUCGAUGCCAUGUUGAAGGACCCGAAGUCGGAAAUAAACACGGAUUGCCUUUUGGAUGGCUUGGAUGCGUUGGUGUACGACCUUGACUUUCCAGCCUUGAGGAAAAACAAAAGCAUCGACAACUUUUUGAAUAGAUAUAAGGACACCAUCAGUAAGAUCCGGGACCUGCGGAUGAAAGCAGAGGACUAUGAGGUGGUCAAGGUUAUCGGGAGGGGUGCUUUUGGAGAAGUGCAGUUGGUAAGACACAAAGCCACCAGGAAGGUGUACGCCAUGAAGCUGCUUAGCAAGUUUGAAAUGAUCAAAAGGUCGGACUCUGCUUUCUUCUGGGAGGAGAGGGACAUCAUGGCCUUUGCCAACAGCGCCUGGGUUGUGCAGCUGUUUUAUGCGUUCCAGGAUGACCGUUACCUCUACAUGGUGAUGGAGUAUAUGCCCGGCGGAGACCUGGUCAACUUGAUGAGCAACUAUGACGUCCCCGAGAAGUGGGCCCGUUUCUACACCGCUGAGGUGGUGCUGGCUCUGGACGGGAUCCACGCCAUGGGCUUCAUACACAGGGACGUGAAGCCUGAUAACAUGUUGCUAGACAAAGCGGGCCACUUGAAGUUGGCAGACUUUGGGACCUGUAUGAAAAUGAACAAGGAUGGUAUGGUACGAUGCGACACAGCAGUGGGAACACCAGACUACAUUUCGCCAGAGGUACUAAAAUCCCAGGGAGGAGAUGGAUAUUACGGCCGGGAGUGUGACUGGUGGUCCGUGGGAGUCUUCCUGUACGAAAUGCUCGUUGGUGACACACCGUUCUAUGCUGACUCGUUGGUGGGAACGUACAGUAAGAUCAUGAACCACAAGAACGCCCUGACCUUCCCUGAUGACAGCGACAUCUCCAAGGAUGCCAAGAACCUUAUCUGUGCCUUCCUGACUGACAGGGAGGUAAGACUGGGUCGCAACGGGGUGGAUGAGAUCAAGAGACAUCCUUUCUUCAAGAACGACCAGUGGACAUGGGAGAACAUCCGAGACACAGCGGCCCCGGUGGUGCCUGAGCUGAGCAGCGACAUCGACACCAGUAACUUUGACGACAUCGAGGCGGACCGGGGAGACGAGGAGACCUUCCCCAUACCAAAGGCCUUCGUGGGCAACCAGCUGCCCUUUGUGGGCUUCACCUACUACAGCAGUCAUCAGUUUUCCCGGAGCUCCAGCACCAAGAGUGUUGACAAACGCAGCAGCUCCACCAAGGAAGACAAGAGCCAUCUGGAGAACCUGCAGAAGAGGAUCUACCAGCUAGAAGAACAACUCCACAGUGAGAUGCAGCUGAAGGACGAAAUAGAGCAGAAGUGCAGGGCCUCGAACACAAAGCUUGACAAGAUCAUGAAAGAGCUGGACGAGGAGGGCAACGUGAGGAAGGGUGUGGAGGCCAGCGUGUCCCUGCUGGAGAAAGACAAGAUGAUGAUCCAGCACCGAGCCACCGAGUACCAAAGAAAGGCCGACCAGGAGGCAGAGAAGAGACGCAACUUGGAGAACGAGGUGUCCACUCUGAAGGAGCAGCUUGAGGACAUGAGGAAAAUCUGCCAAUACUCUCAGGCCUCGAAUGACAAGAUCCUACAGUUGCAAAAUCAGCUGGAGGAGGCCAAUGACCUGCUGCGGGCAGAGUCGGACACGGCGGCGCGGCUGAGGAAGAGCCACACGGAGAUGGCCAAGUCCAUGAGCCAGCUGGAGGGGCUGAACCGCGAGCUGCAGGAGAAGUGCCGUUCAUCUGACGGGGGGAGGGCCCAGCUGGAGAAGGAGCUGCUGCAGCUGCAGAGCACGCUGGACUCUGAAAGGAGGUGCUACAGCCAGGGAUCAGAGGAGAUCCACGAGCUGCAAGUGCGGACGACUGGUCUUCAGGAGGACAAUAAGAACUUGAAACUCGGCCUGUCCAAAGUGGAGGCGGAACGCAAGCAGGCCCAGGAGAGGAGAAACAACCUGGAGAAGGAGAAGAACAACCUGGAGAUUGACCUGAACUACAAGCUGAAGACUCUGCAGCAGCGUUUGGACCAGGAGCACACAGAACACAGAGUGACGCGGGCCCAGCUCACUGACAAAUAUGAGUCCAUUGAAGAGGCCAAGUCAGCUGCCAUGCAUGCGGUGCAGCAGAAGGUGUCGGAGGAGAGCGGGGCGAGGAUGCGAGCGGAGAGCAGGGUGGUGGAGGUGGAGAAGCAGUGCUCCAUGCUGGAGUUUGACCUCAAGCAGUCAGUGCAGAAGAUGGAGCAGCUGAUGAAGCAGAAGGAGAGGCUGGAGGACGAGGUGAAAGGUCUACGGAUGCAGCUGGAGCAGGAGUCCAGUAAGAGGCUGCUGGCCCAGAACGAGCUGAAGAGCCGCUCGCAGGAGGCCGACCGGCUGAAGGGCUCGGAGAAGCAGCUGAAACAGGAGAUCAACGCGGCACUAGAGAGCAAACGGUCGCUCGAGUUCCAGCUCGCACAGCUCACCAAGCAGUACAGGGGCAACGAGGGACAGAUGAGGGAACUUCAGGACCAGCUUGAGGCCGAACAGUAUUUCUCAACGCUUUAUAAAACUCAGGUGAAGGAACUGAAAGAGGAUAUUGAGGAGAGGAACCGGCAGGUCCAGGAAGUUCAAAAGAAGGUGCAGGAGCUGCACAGCGAAAGGGACUCCCUGUUGGCCCAGCUGGAUCUGACAGUGACCAAGGCGGAGUCGGAGCAGCUGGCCAGGGCGCUCCAGGAGGAGCAAUACUUUGAGCUGAGCCAGGAGAACAAGAAGACCACGGCCAGACACAAGCAGGAGGGCACCGAGAAGGAUGCCACCAUCGCACGGCUUGAGGAUUCCAACAAAACCCUGACCAAAGAUGUGGAGAACCUCAGCAAGGAGAAGGCCGAGCUGAACAACAAACUUCGCAUUCAGGAGGAAGAGUAUGCCUCCCAGAAAGAGGAGAUUACAAACGCAAUCAAGGCCAACUACGAGAAGGUUCUCAGCACAGAGCGCACGCUCAAGACUCAGGCGGUGAACAAGCUGGCAGAGAUCAUGAACAGGAAGGAUAUGAAGCUGGACACCAAGAAGAAGGGCAACACGACCGACCUGAGGAAGAAGGAGAAGGAGAACCGCAAGCUGCAGCUUGAGCUCAAACAGGAGAAGGACAAGUUCAACCACAUGGCCAUUAAGUACCAGAAGGAGCUCAGUGAGAUGCAGGCGCAACUGUCCGAGGAGUGCACGUACCGCAACGAGCUGCAGAUGCAGCUGGACAGCAAGGAGAGUGACAUCGAGCAGCUGAGGGAGAGGCUCAACGACCUGCAGCUGCGCAUGGACAACUCCAGCGUCACCAGCCUGCAGAUGGACGAGACGGACAGCAACAUCGCCGAAUCCAGACUGGAAGGGUGGCUGUCCAUUCCUAAUAAACCUAAUAUCAAACGAUAUGGCUGGAAGAAGCAGUAUGUGGUGGUGAGCAGCAAGAAGAUUCUGUUCUACAACGAUGAACAGGACAAAGAACAGUCCAACCCCUCCAUGGUACUAGAUAUCGACAAACUGUUCCACGUGCGUCCAGUCACCCAGGGUGAUGUGUACCGUGCAGAGACCGAGGAGAUCCCAAGGAUAUUCCAGAUCCUGUAUGCCAAUGAGGGGGAGUGCAGGAAGGAGGCGGACAUGGAGACGGUCUCGCAGGGCGACAAGACCAACUGCCUGCCCCACAAAGGGCAUGAGUUCAUCCCCACGCUUUACCACUUCCCAACGAACUGCGAGGCCUGCGCCAAGCCCCUGUGGAACGUCUUCAAGCCCCCACCUGCCCUGGAGUGCCGCCGCUGCCACGUCAAGUGCCACCAGGACCACCUCGACAAGAAGGAGGACGUCAUUGCCCCCUGCAAAGUGAACUACGACGUGACCUCUGCCCGGGACAUGCUCCUGCUAGCUCUGACCCAAGACGAGCAGAAGAAAUGGAUUGGCCACCUGGGCAAGAAGAUCCCCAAAACACCGCCCUCCUCCUUCCUGAGGGCGUCGCCUCGCACCAUGUCCACCCGCCCCGCACCCAACCAGUCCUUCCGCAAGAACCCCAAAAGCAUCACAGGCAAGCCAAGCUAACCAUCUGAACCAUUGGAUUCUAUUGGGACUUUGUGUUUUUUUCUUUCCCACCUCACAAAAACAGGAGGGUCCCUAUUUGGUAUCAAAGUCAAUUAAAGCAAUCUGACCAGCGCUGGAAAUUUGGGAUAGUUAUCUGACAUAAGGCAUCAGGGACAUUGAAAAGGCCUGCUAUUCCCCCCUCACCCCCUCUUCUCCUACCCUCACCCUCACCCUCACCCUGGAACCUCAACUAAGACUCCCUCAUCCAGCCACCACAUACUUGCAACUCUUUGUUUCUUCCAGAAGAUGGCGUGGCUCGUCGUUCCAAAACGUGGGACUUGGGACCUGAAUGGGAGAUGGAAAGACAGAGCGAGGGGCUCGUGACAUGCUGUGGGUAGUACAUCUUCCAUGUCAGGAAUAGGAAGGGUUUAUGGUUGAAUAAAUGACUGAAGGUUUUGCUGGGACUCUUGCAUGUAAACAUGGUCAACGUUGAGGUACUGUAGUACAGGGAUUGGCUUAACUCUGUGGAGAAUGGGUACAUCUCGGGGGAAAGUAAAUGUGUGUCCCCCCCGCCCCCGUCUGAGAAAACAGAUACUCUGUUUCCAUCUAAAUUGACUUCAAUGCCUUUGACUGAUGGACUCUGGUGGCCUUUGCUUCGAUCCCUCAUUACUUGGCACUCCAGCUAUAUCAGGGGUCAGUUGAGACAGAGUAUGUAUUGGGAACUGAGUAUUAGAUGUUUUUCAGUAUUGAGUGAGGAGCGUGCAGGAUCAUUUAAAUCUAUGCAUUAUUUUUUAUGAAUUAUUGUAAUUGCUCCAAGCCAUAAGCAAAUUCCAUUGUAAUGGCGGAUAGGAGACCUAAAAAGUAUUUUCUUUUUCUUUGUGUAUUCUUUGGGUACAUUGUUUUCUGUAAUAUUGUAUUUUUUUUGUAUGUAUUGCCUUACAUUGACUCAUAGAUAAAUGGCUCAAAAGGAAAACAUUAAGUUAACAAAUGUAAAACUGCACUGUUUGAAUUGUAAAUUAUUUGUAGAAGACUUAACCAGGUGUAGCAUUUGGCCCACCUAGUGCCUUAAUGUUUGGAUAAUGAAUCUACUGCCAUAUCUGUUUUGUGUUUAUCUCCAAAAACAAGACAAAUCCAAACUCUUCCAUUUAAAAAAAAAAAUCUAUUUCAUUGUGGUUUUAUCAGAACAUUUCCUGUCUGGUUGGAGUAUAUUUUGAAUGCCUCUUUAUAGACUCAUUGCAAUAGUGUAAUUUGUCAACACAAAGUACCCAGAGUCCAGUAUCUAUUUCACAACAGUUUCUGGAUGGUGUACCUUGACGAAGGCUUGUUAAAAAUGCAGUUAUAAUUAUAUUCAUAUGGUAACGUCCCAUUCACGCAAAUCCAGCUGUGUACAUCAUUUGAAGAUACAAAAAAAAAUUAUCAUGAAUAAACCGCUAAUUCUAAAUGUUUUUUUUUGUUUAAGUAAGAAGAGGGUGAGGGGGAAGCACUGGAACUAUGACCUACUUACUCUAUUUUGUCUUGGAUGAAUCGCAUGUUUAAUUGCAUUGGAGGCCGCACUGAUGGAUAUGUGUCAAUAAACAUAUCUUUAUCUAUAA
Oncorhynchus kisutch (coho salmon) is the source of this 6574-nucleotide messenger RNA. RefSeq names its product Rho-associated, coiled-coil containing protein kinase 1 (gene rock1). Gene Ontology annotation, biological process: peptidyl-threonine phosphorylation; Rho protein signal transduction; embryonic morphogenesis. Gene Ontology annotation, molecular function: small GTPase binding; Rho-dependent protein serine/threonine kinase activity; ATP binding. NCBI's taxonomy places the organism in Eukaryota, Metazoa, Chordata, Actinopteri, Salmoniformes, Salmonidae. Gene Ontology annotation, cellular component: cytoplasm; cytoskeleton; cytoplasmic stress granule. The coding region runs from base 912 to 5003 and encodes 1363 amino acids. The record is from RefSeq and is a predicted model, not a curated record. The transcript is spliced from 33 exons.